Pseudovirgaria hyperparasitica is the source of this 738-nucleotide messenger RNA. RefSeq lists its product as uncharacterized. The record is from RefSeq and is a predicted model, not a curated record. The coding region runs from base 142 to 621 and encodes 159 amino acids. The transcript has 2 exons. NCBI's taxonomy places the organism in Eukaryota, Fungi, Ascomycota, Dothideomycetes, Acrospermales, Acrospermaceae.
GUAUUAUGUUGUGCUCAGGUGGCCGUACACUGGAUAAGACUCCGAAUAUACUAGGGAUUCAGGCUUUGCGCAGUCUGUCUUGCCGAACAAUCAAGCUGACACACCAGUAGAAGACAUCGGAUCAUUAAAACACCAAACCAGAUGCCUACCUCAUCGGUUUCGAAGACAAGCCAGGCGGCCAAACGCACACCGAAGACUCCUCAGGUCAAUGGAGCUGUCAACGGGCAUAUCCCUUCGCCGUACGAGAUCAUGGCCGGAAGGAUUGCGAAUCGUGUGGCAGAGAUGGCAGAAAACAUGACCUUCGUCGAACGUGAGAGACCACAGCAGCAGCCUACUCCGUCAUCGCCUGUGCCACAGCAAAAGAAGCCGCCACGCAAACUGGAGAUGAGGCUCCAGAAGUACGCACAAGCACAGUCUGACGUCACCUUUUCAGCGCCAUUCUUGGACAACACACUGUCAAAGAUGCUCGAUUUACAAAACCGCAUGCUGAGAGUUGGCAAAGAUAUCGGUGCGGAUGAAAACGUUAGUGAGGAGAUUAAACAAGAACAGUUCAAGCAAUCUGCUGAGCUCAGCCGGAUCAUUGCGUUGAUAUGUGCAGAGAAAGCUAGACAGGGAGCCUAGAGAGGACGUGAUUUAUAGGUGCUCGUCUCAUGGCGGCUGUCUGGACAACAUGAUUGUUUCGUAAUCCUACUGAUUUGAGGAUGAAUGGUGCUCUUUGGACGGUGUUUAGCAUGGAAA